Molecule: messenger RNA, 430 nt
Organism: Canariomyces notabilis
Lineage: Eukaryota; Fungi; Ascomycota; Sordariomycetes; Sordariales; Chaetomiaceae
Exons: 1
Coding region: 41-427 (128 amino acids)
Source: RefSeq, a predicted model, not a curated record
GUCGCCUUCUUGUCGGAGUUGCACCAUUUCGAAGAAUUUAAUGCCGAGUUGGCUCCUUCAAGCUCAAGCACAUCAUCGGCGGUUUCACGGGAACUCAAAGCUACAUAGCCCUCACCGCAACUCUGCAAUUUCAAACCCCAUCCAAAUUCAGAGAUUUUUUUGCCAAGCAGCCCCUGUAAAGCCAGUCGGCAGGUCGUCCUCCGUGAUCUCUGGUAAUCUGGGGUUUCUCAAACCCCUGGACAAAUAUCGUGGGGCAUCGCCUCAGUUCUGCAAUCCCAUCCAGCCGUUUCAAGAUUCCACAUUCGCCAAGUCGAGAUCGCAGAUCUCAGAUCUCGGGAUUCACUCACCUAACCAUACAAGGUGCACCGACUGGAGGUUUAUCCUGCCUUGUCCAUCAGCUCUCGAACCACCAUGUUGCUUGCCAUGAGGG